Messenger RNA from Myotis lucifugus (little brown bat), 3014 nucleotides. RefSeq names its product calpain-2 catalytic subunit. The record is from RefSeq and is a predicted model, not a curated record. Gene Ontology annotation, cellular component: cytoplasm. Gene Ontology annotation, molecular function: calcium-dependent cysteine-type endopeptidase activity; calcium ion binding. NCBI's taxonomy places the organism in Eukaryota, Metazoa, Chordata, Mammalia, Chiroptera, Vespertilionidae. Gene Ontology annotation, biological process: proteolysis.
UGCCCAGCUCCGGCCCGGCCGCGCCCCUGCCGCGCGCAGCACCGACACCGACUCCCCCGUGCGCCCCGAUCGCGCGCAGCGGACACCAUGGCGGGCAUCGCGGCCAAGCUGGCCCGGGACCGGGAGGCGGCCGAGGGGCUGGGCUCGCACGAGAGGGCCGUCAAGUACCUCAACCAGGACUACGAGGCGCUGCGGGACGAGUGCCUGCAGGCCGGGGUGCUCUUCCAGGACCCCUCCUUCCCCGCCGUCCCGGGCGCCCUGGGCUUCAAGGAGCUGGGGCCCCACUCCAGCAAGACGCAGGGCAUCGUGUGGAAGCGGCCCACGGAGAUCUGCGAUGACCCCCAGUUUAUUGUUGGAGGAGCCACCCGCACGGACAUCUGCCAAGGAGCCCUGGGUGACUGCUGGCUGUUGGCAGCCAUCGCCUCCCUCACCUUGAACGAAGAAGUCCUGGCGCGAGUCGUCCCCUUAAACCAGAGCUUCCAGGAAAACUACGCUGGGUGGCGGCAGCACCUCUUCCCCUCCCGUAGGAUCAACGGGUGCUAUGAAGCGCUCUCAGGGGGCGCCACCACCGAGGGCUUCGAAGACUUCACGGGAGGCAUCGCCGAGUGGUACGAGCUGAAGAAGGCCCCGGCCGACCUGUUCAGGAUCAUCCAGAAGGCUCUGCAGAAAGGCUCUCUGCUGGGCUGCUCCAUCGAUCGAGCAUCACCUGGAACCCAGGGGUUGCUAGGCAACAGUCAGUCCCCCCCCCCCGAGGCCACGCCCUCCGCGGGCCACGCCCCUGCAGUAGUGGGGCCCGCAUCCGAGUCCCACCUGGAGAAGCUGAUCCGCAUCCGGAACCCCUGGGGAGAGGUGGAGUGGACCGGGAAGUGGAAUGACAACUGCCCGAACUGGAACACCGUGGACCCAGAGGUGAGGGAAAGGCUGACCAGACGGCAUGAAGACGGAGAAUUCUGGAUGUCUUUCAGCGACUUCCUGAGGCAGUACUCCCGCCUGGAGAUCUGCAACCUGACUCCGGACACGCUCACAGUCGACAGCUACAAGAAGUGGAAGCUCACCAAGAUGGACGGGAACUGGAGGCGGGGCUCCACCGCGGGUGGCUGCCGGAACUACCCGAACACCUUCUGGAUGAACCCGCAGUACCUCAUCAAGCUGGAGGAGGAGGACGAGGACCAGGAGGACGGCGAGCGCGGCUGCACCUUCCUGGUGGGGCUCAUCCAGAAGCACCGGCGGCGGCAGCGCAAGAUGGGCGAGGACAUGCACACCAUCGGCUUCGGCAUCUACGAGGUUCCGGAGGAGUUGGCCGGACAGACCAACAUCCACCUGAGCAAGAAGUUCUUCCUGACGACCCGGGCGAGGGAGCGGUCGGACACCUACAUCAACCUGCGGGAGGUGCUCAACCGCUUCAAGCUGCCGCCGGGCGAGUACGUGGUGGUGCCGUCCACCUUCGAGCCCAACAAGGACGGGGACUUCUGCCUGCGGGUCUUCUCCGAGAAGAAAGCCGACUACCAGGUGGUGGACGACGAGAUCGAGGGUGACCUUGAGGAGCUCAAUGUCAGCGAGGACGACAUCGACGACGGGUUCAGGAGGCUCUUCGCCCAGCUGGCCGGGGAGGAUGCGGAAAUCUCGGCCUUCGAGCUGCAGACCAUCCUGAGAAGAGUUCUCGCCAAGCGCCAAGAUAUCAAGUCGGAUGGCUUCAGCCUGGAGACCUGUAAGAUCAUGGUUGACAUGCUGGAUUCCGACGGCAGCGGCAAGCUGGGCCUGAAGGAGUUCUACGUUCUCUGGACGAAGAUUCAGAAGUACCAAAAAAUUUACCGGGAAAUCGACGUGGACAGGUCUGGCACCAUGAACUCCUAUGAGAUGCGGAAAGCCUUAGAAGAAGCAGGUUUCAAGCUGCCCUGCCAGCUCCACCAGGUCAUCGUGGCUCGCUUCGCCGACGACGACCUCAUCAUCGACUUUGAUAACUUCGUCCGCUGCUUGAUUCGCCUGGAGACGCUGUUCAGGAUAUUUAAGCAGCUGGACCCCGAGAACACGGGAACCAUACAGCUCGACCUGAUCUCUUGGCUCUGUUUCUCAGUACUUUGAAGUUAUACACAAAUUUGCCUGAAGACUCCUCGUGAAAGGAAAUCAGCCACGGACUAAGCUUUCACAGAGAAACUUUUAUCCGGACCUCGAUUAUGGGAACAUUUACUUAAACCGAUGAUUACAGCCGAACAUAACGAUACCAUUUGAGAUAGGAAAAGAUUUGCACAUUAGAUUAAAUGCAAGCGAGUCGCUUAACCCUCGACCGGCUCGAAGAAAGCUCUAAAUCUGUACAUAGGAUACACUUUUUACUUUUACACACGGUCCCUUUAGAGCAAUAUUAAAUCAGGUAAAAAAUAAAAAUAAAAAUGCAGGUGUUUAACAGCUGAGCAAACAUUCAGUCCAUCUCAGAGGAUACAAGAUCCUGCUGGGAAUGCUGAAAGCAACUUCCAGUUCAAAAAUGCAGCUUCGACAUUUACCAAAGAGCAGCUCAGGGCUCACCCGAUCCCUUAAGUAAAAUCGGAAAUACUAGUACGAUGGUCAACAGGGGAUCCUGUCAAGGCCCCUGGAGCCGGUGAGAACGCCCACCGCCGUCGCUGGUUAAACAGGAGGCGGUUUACAGGACACCGAUUGGCAAACAGUAAGUCUGAGAUUCGAGUCCAUGUGUAUCCUACACUGAGCGUUAAAAAUACCGAAGGGAGGCCACGCGUGGCCGCGGACACAACACGGGACCCAGGCGUCCAGCGUGCACACCUGUUGUGAUGAAGACAAAACAAGCUGUUUGCUGCCUGCUCAAGCUCCUGCACUCAGCCACCUCCAGCGCCGCGCAGGGGAGUGGGGGGUCGCGCAGGGAGUGGGGGGUCAGGGCGAGGGAGCCCCGGGAGAGAGAACACAGCUCGUUCCUCGGCUUCCCCGGGGGCUGCGCUAACACUAUGGGAAUGCUGCCUUGUUGCCUUACCUGCCGAAUGUGCUGUUAAAUAAAGAGUCGCCUGGCA